AUGAUCUCCGACGAUAAGGAACAUGCCUAUUUGUUGAAGUUGUUGGUGAUUGGUGGCUUUGGCUUCUGGGAUGGUAAUGAGUUGUCGAGGAUCAUGCUCAGUGACUUCAACUCGAAGUCAAAAAUUGGUGUCGAGUUUGCUACCAAAAGCAAUCAGGACGACUGCAUGGCCAAAUGUGUUGAUCAAAGCUCAAAUUCGCCAGGAAAAUACAACGAAAGCGGAGUUGGAAUAGAAACUGAAGAAUGGAGAGUGGCAACUCUGUAA
Messenger RNA from Soboliphyme baturini, 264 nucleotides. Lineage: Eukaryota; Metazoa; Nematoda; Enoplea; Dioctophymatida; Soboliphymatidae. The record is from the annotation of a GenBank genome assembly.